This is a messenger RNA of Zea mays, 3061 nucleotides long. RefSeq lists its product as uncharacterized. Bases 917 to 2791 code for a protein of 624 amino acids. The transcript has 3 exons. The record is from RefSeq and is a predicted model, not a curated record. NCBI's taxonomy places the organism in Eukaryota, Viridiplantae, Streptophyta, Magnoliopsida, Poales, Poaceae.
GGCUGUACGCCACCUUCGAGCGGCCCUUUAAAAGUUGGCAACGUAUCGUGUGCAACCAGCUACACCAUUGCAGCUGUGCAAACGACUGAUGUAUCGUGUGCAACGUAUCUUUUGCUGCUAACCCCCUCCAAUCUAUACACAUGAGUUGUCCCCUCGCUUGCCCAGCGGUGCCGUUAGCUUCGUUCUCCUCGGAGCGCUCUUCUUUCUCAUCGCACCCCCAUCAUGGCUGCCAAGGAGUCGCUUGCCCAACGGUGCCAUCAGCUUUGUUCUCCUCGUCGCCAUCAUUGCCGCCAAGGAGCCGCCUCCCAGGAGCCUCGCUGCUCCUCCAUGUAGUGAAUUGUUUGGACUUUGCACUAAUCCAACGAUGAAAUGUUCUAAUCAGGGCGGCCGCUUGGCGACAAUGAUGGGGGACGAGGAGAAGAGCACUCCGAGGAGAACGAAGCUGGGCGGUGCCGUUGGCGACAAUGAUAGGGGACGAGAAGAGCGCUCCAAGGAGAACGAAGCCGCCGUUGGGUCAGCGAGGGGAUGGCUCGUGCGCAUAGAUUGGAGGGGGUCAACAGCAAAAAGACAUUGUGCGACCGCAGAGUUUGGAUGCUCCUGCCUAUGCAAGCAAGAUGUCAACCACCAGAGAUAUUGUUUAGUGCUGGGCAAGUUAUGCAAUUUUGGAUCAUAAAUUACACAGGGACAAGAUAAUUAUGGACCGCGCAGACACAUCAGGCUUUGUCAGUGGUGGUUGCUUUGGUACUACACUCCUGCUGAUAUUCUUCCAUUUUGUCUAUUCUACGAUCCAUGUCUGAAAGACCCUCAGGAACCCUGCAGCUGUCUGGGCAGAAAUAUCAUCAGGCCCCUGUUCUUUGAGAUCUCUGGUGUUUUAUCUCAUUUUGUUUUCCACCAUUGUUAUAUUGUCUCAACUGUGAUGGAUAACGGCUUCAUGGACAUCCCUCAUCCGCCUCUGGUGAAUGACCCCUUUGUGUUAGUGGGAUGCCCAGCGCCAGCCUCCACGAUGGAGAACAUGGGCCAAAGCACAAUCUGUAUGGAUGGCCUGAACCCAGCAAUGGUUAGUUGCAGCCAUGUUAAUGGAAACACACAUAUAAUGAACGGCUUAACAGCAAGAGAUGAUGGCAGCAGGUUACUCCUUGGUUUGGGCCCAACACCGAAUUUUUAUUCUGCAGUGUCCACGGGCUCAAAACAAGCUCAGAGAUUGUCUGGCCAGAGUUCAACUUCCAUUGAUUCAGGGAUGCUGAAGCUUGGCCUUCAGACGGAUGACAGGGAAGCAAUUCAAUAUCUGCAACAAGCACCGAAUGGAGCACUCCAUUCUUUAGAUAUUGUUGACGAGGCUUCAACAUCUGCUGCUGUAAGGAACAUGGGUGGUUACAUGCCAUCCCUACUCUUUGCUCCCUGCUCCAAUUCUAUUGCCAAUGAGACACAAGUAGAAAACCAAGAUUCUCUAGACCUCACGCACAGCACCAGCAACAGUCAGCACCUUCAACAUGACCUCCAGCUCAGCCCCGAACCUUCUGCAACGACCGAGUCAUCAUUUGGUAUGAGUUCUGAUGUUGUCACUGCAACAACUACAUCAGAGCGUAGCCAUUCCCGACAUCCUAAGAAAUGCAGGUUUAAGGGAUGUUCCAAAGGUGCAAGAGGAGCAUCAGGAUUGUGUAUUGCUCACGGAGGUGGGCAGAGAUGUCAUAAACCUGGAUGCCAUAAAGGUGCCGAGAGCAGCUCCGCGUACUGCAAAGCCCACGGUGGCGGUCGUCGGUGUGAGGAGCUUGGUUGUACCAAAAGCGCGGAAGGAAAAACAGAUUAUUGCAUCGCUCAUGGUGGAGGCUGCCGCUGCCAACAUCCUGGCUGUCCUAAAGCUGCCCGGGGUAAGUCUGGGCGGUGCAUCAAGCACGGUGGUGGGAAGAGGUGCUCGGUUAAAGGUUGCAUCAGGAGCGCUGAGGGGAAGGCUGGGCUGUGCAUUUCUCAUGGCGGCGGCCGACGGUGCCAGUAUCCUGAUUGCGGCAAGGGGGCUCAGGGCAGCACAUUGUACUGCAAGGGGCAUGGUGGCGGCAAGAGGUGCAUCUUUGAUGGUUGCAGCAAAGGCGCAGAGGGUAGCACACCUCUGUGCAAAGCACACGGUGGUGGGAAACGAUGCAUGUUUGAAGGAGGCGGCGUCUGUGCAAAAAGCGUGCACGGGGCUACUGAAUACUGCGUGGUGCAUGGAGGAGGGAAGCGCUGUUCCGUGCCCGGCUGCACCAAAAGUGCCCGUGGCCGCACUGACUGCUGUGUGAAGCACGGUGGCGGCAAGCGGUGCAAGGUUGACAGCUGUGGCAAGAGCGCCCAGGGGAGCACGCACUUCUGCAAAGCCCAUGGCGGAGGGAAGCGGUGCACAUGGAGCACAGGCUGCGAAAAGUUCUCCCGUGGCAAGAGUGGCUUCUGUGCAGCACAUGGUACCUUGAUGGCCAGGCAGCGAGAAGAAGAGGUGGUGAAGAAUGUAGGGAGCAUGAUUGGACCAGGUCUCUUCAGCGGCAUUGUGGCGUCAUCUGCCACCGCAGCAAGCAGCAUGACGAACGAGCACUCGGCCUCUGGUGUCAGCACCGCUUCCGACUGUGACGGCACGGUGAGGAGCCAAUCAAUGAUUCCUCCGCUGGUGCUGGUUCCUCGCUCUAUGAUGCCUUCAUGGUCGACUGAGCCUGUAGAUGGAGGCAGAGAGGGAGGUCAUGUUGUUCCUGAGGGGAGGGUCCAUGGUGGUGGCCUACUGUCACUUCUCGGUGGCAGCUUCAGGGACGCCGACGUGGAAAAGCUUUGAAGAUUUUGUCAGUUUGUUUGUACAUAAACAGGCCGCGUUCCCGCCUAUAGAAUUGUUAUUGUGCCUUUUCUUGUCUAGAUAAACAUUUCAACCUUCAUGUACCGGUUAAAUCAAUACUGGUUUAGUCCAUUGUAAAGUGGUGACUGUCAAUUGUCGUGAACACUUUUAGCUUGUUGGUUCGGUUCGGUUGUAGUCUGUCUGUUUGUGCGUAUUCUUAAGAAACUCGUCUGGACUUUCUAUUGCAAAUUGUCGAAUGUCAAUUUUCUGAAA